This is a messenger RNA of Phytophthora nicotianae INRA-310, 525 nucleotides long. RefSeq lists its product as hypothetical. The transcript is spliced from 4 exons. NCBI's taxonomy places the organism in Eukaryota, Oomycota, Peronosporomycetes, Peronosporales, Peronosporaceae. The record is from RefSeq and is a predicted model, not a curated record. Bases 1 to 525 code for a protein of 174 amino acids.
AUGGAGGACGGCAAAGACACUACAACGUCUCUGCUGCUGUGCAUGGGCGAGGCACUCGCGAAGUACGAGAGGGAAGUGGAUGACGCUCGAGACGAAGUCUUCCUGCUCAUGAUCAAGGAGGUGUGGCGGAUGGCUAUGCGAUCGAAGCUUACCGCGAGUAGUCUCGAGAAGUCCACCGAGUCAGCCUGGAUGUCCCUGUACAGCCCGGGAACGACAAAACUUCUUGAAUGCAACGAGUUUAACGAGAGCGUCCUUCGCACGAUGCUUCACCGCAUGCUGCUCGGAGUGCCACCGACUACUCUGGCUCGAAUCCUGCGGAAGGCUGAGAAGGCGUUGGCGGCGACGUCGAGCGGAUAUGGGCCUGCUCGCAUGGCGUGGCCGUCGCCGUCCCGACAAAUUGAGCUGACCCGACUGGUAGAUGCCCGAGAGCCGCUGCUGAAGCACACGUUUGAAUUUAUUGACGGAAAAAAUCUCCGGGUGGCGCAGUCCUCCAGAAUGCCAUGUACAACGGCUGGUUACAUGUAG